Messenger RNA from Strongylocentrotus purpuratus (purple sea urchin), 1558 nucleotides. Its product is annotated as myb-like protein X. The record is from RefSeq and is a predicted model, not a curated record. The transcript is spliced from 7 exons. NCBI's taxonomy places the organism in Eukaryota, Metazoa, Echinodermata, Echinoidea, Camarodonta, Strongylocentrotidae. The coding region runs from base 136 to 1431 and encodes 431 amino acids.
AGGGCAGCCCUUGAGGAAAGACUACACUCCAUCAAUGACGCACAUGUGUGGCAAAGCCAAACAGAAAAUCGUCGGAUCGUGUAAAAUUGAUUUUAUGGGUGAUUUCGGGAAAACUGUUACGUAUAUUCAAAAACCAUGGUAAAGACAAGGGCACAGAGGGAGCAGGGGGUUAUGACGCCCAGUCCCAGAACGGCGGAGAAAGUAAAACCUCGCAAGGGAACGAGCCAAAGAAGAAACGAUGCCACACAGCACGCACAAAAGUCAACGAGUGGGGCCAAUGGAAAGUCUGAACGGCAAGAUAUGAUGAUCUCUAACAGUAAGACACCGAGACAUAAGAGCCCAAAUACAGACAAAUCAUCCGUAGAGAAGAGACAAAGAACUCCAGCUAUAAAGCAAGCUGACAAGGAAGAGGGUAGUGAUGAGGAUGAUGUUGGUUGCCAUUUUAACUUGCAAUCCAAUGAGGAGGAUGCACUCCAGCAAAAGUUGGAUAUGACAAAGAGAAGUGGUAGCAAAGCAAGGAGACGACACAAAAUUCAAGAAUUAGAGGAGACUGAAUUCACAGUACCAGCUGUCAAAGAAAAGGAUGAUGAAACAAUAGAAUUGGAAGAGAAUGAGGAGAAAGAAGAGAAGGAGGAGGAGGAAGAGGAGGAGGAGGAGGAGGAGGAGGAAGCAGAGGAGGAGGAGGGGGAGGACAGUGAGAAUGAGAAGAAUACCUUGGACAAAGAUGAUUCAAGUUCACAACAGCACCCAAGUGCAACAAAAGGAGCAUCUAUUUCCAAGGAGCCAGAUCCAGAGAGUGAUGAUGAUGAUGAUGCACCACCAGAUGUAUCCUCCUUCUCAGCAAGCAGACAAGAGGCCCUCGACUCCAUCUCACAAGCUCUACAACAAACAAAGAGAUCAGAGGAGAGAGCCAAGGAGAAGAGAAGGAAUCGAGAUAAACUCCUGAAGCUACAGAAAAAUCGGAAGAAGAUUUCUCUGGAGCAUUCCCGACUACCAGAAGAUUUCUUGUCUGAGGUUGCUAGGAUACCAGAUGUACAACUCACUGAGCCCUCACUUGCUACUCAUACUUAUCAAAAGACAAGGGAGGAUUCGCAUCACACAAUGUUUGAUACUGAUAGCAAGAUGGACUUUGAUGAGGAGGAGCACGACUACAUUCCUCUAUCCGCGGAUGAGCCCCAGACGGUUGAAGGCUUUGAGGUUCAUGCAAUCUCUCGCAAGAAGAAGGCCCCGCCUCCUAAAUCGGACAUGGCAUUGGACUUCUUGCAGCAGCAGCUGUAUGGAGCUAAGAUCAAACGGGAAUCAGUGAUCAAACACAAGGCUAGACUACUAAAACGACAAGGAAAACCCAGUCUUGCUUUCCACAAUCCAAAAGAAAAAAGGAGAAAACCUAAACACCAGGGAAGUAUGAGAGCAACAGCUGCAAGCCAGUGAACUAUAUUCACAUCAUUUUAUUCUUCUGUACAUCAACUGAACAUGUGUUUGUUUAGAGCCAAAAAAAGGCAAUAUUUUUUGGUUGGUUUAUAUACGUUUUAAUGCCCCUCUGACUAUCAGCAGAUAU